Aspergillus puulaauensis is the source of this 942-nucleotide messenger RNA. RefSeq names its product carbon-nitrogen hydrolase family protein. Gene Ontology annotation, molecular function: catalytic activity. The coding region runs from base 1 to 942 and encodes 313 amino acids. The transcript has 4 exons. Lineage: Eukaryota; Fungi; Ascomycota; Eurotiomycetes; Eurotiales; Aspergillaceae. The record is from RefSeq and is a predicted model, not a curated record.
AUGGUCGUCAAAGCUGCAGUCGUCCAGGCGGAGCCAGAGUGGCUGGACCUCCAGGCUUCUAUUCGAAAGACCUGUCGCUUUAUAGGAGAUGCUGCCCAUGAAGGGGCCCAGAUAGUCGCAUUCCCUGAGCUCUGGGUGCCUGGCUAUCCCGGGUGGAUAUGGAGCAGACCAAUGGACCCCGUCCUCAAUGUCGAGUUCGUCAAGAACUCGCUUGUGGUCGAUUCUACCGAAAUGGACGCUAUUCGCAAGUGCGCAGCAGAGAACGAGAUCGUUGUCUGCCUGGGGUUCUCUGAGCGAAGUGGUGGCACCGUCUACAUUGCUCAAUGCACGAUCAACAGCGACGGAUCUCUCUUGGUGGCCAGGCGCAAGCUGAAGCCAAUCCAUAUGGAGCGCACAGUAUUUGGCGAUGGCCAUGGUCCGUCACUGCGUAAUGUCGCCCAAACUCCAGUCGGUCGCGUCGGUGCGCUGUCCUGUGGUGAACAUUACAAUCCACUUUUGAAAUACCACACGUUCUCACAAGGGGAGGAAAUCCACGUUGCUGCGUGGCCUCCUGUCAUGCCGCAUCCUGGCGGUAAACAUUCAUAUUCAAUGUCUCAGGAAGCGGUCGAAGCAGCGUCACGUAUAUACUCAAUAGAGUCUCAAGCCUUUACCUUGCAUUCCACCACCGUUAUCAGCAAGAAAGGCAUUGAGAAGCUGGGAACAGCGCAUGGGAUGGUCUUCAACGCACCUGGAGGAGGCGCGAGUGCAAUAUUUGCCCCCGAUGGACGAAAACUGACAAAGGAUUUGCCGCUUACUGAAGAGGGCAUUCUCCAUGCGGAUCUGGACUUUGACGAUCAAGUAAAAGAAAAGAGCCUACUGGAUUGCUGCGGGCAUUGUAGUCGUCCUGAUCUGCUAUGGUUGGUGUCGAAUAUGGAGGAGCAGAAGUCUGUUCGCUCGGCUUAA